AUCUUGUUCAACUUCACUCCAACAAUGGAUUUCCUCUCUCUCACCACACAAAUUGCAUUAUCAUUAUUAUUUCUAGCAACCAUAUUAAUCAUAUACUCUUAUUUUAAUUCAACCAAGAAGGUAACAACUCCACCGGAGCCGCCGGGUGCAUGGCCGUUGAUAGGGCACCUCCACCUCCUCGACGGCCCGAGCCCGGUGGCCCGAACCCUGGGGGCCAUGGCCGACAGCCACGGCCCCGUCUUCUCCCUCCGCCUCGGCAGCCACCGCGCCGUGGUGGUGAGCAGCUGGGAGGCGAUCAAGAAGUGCCUCACCGCCAACGACCGCGUCUUCGCGACACGGCCGAGCAUGGCGGUGGGGAAGCACUUGGGCUACGGCGGCGCGAGCUUCGGGCUCGCGCCGUACGGGCCUUACUGGCGUGACGUCAGGAAGAUGGUGACCGUCGACCUCCUCACGGCCCGCCGCCUUGACGAUUUCAGUCAUGUGCGGACAGCGGAGGUCGACGGCUUCGUCAAGGAUUUGUACUCGAUGAGUGGCGGAGGAAACGGCGGCGAAUCGAAGAAGGUGGUGGCUUUGAGUGGUCGGAUUGAGCUCUUGACGUUCAAUAUCAUCUUACGGAUGCUAGUUGGGAAAAAGUUCUCGUUUUCCAAAGGUGAUGACAAAAAUUGGGGGUUCCAGAAAGCCAUAAAGAAUGCAUUGUACCUGGGUGGAGUGUUCGUUUUUUCUGAUGCAAUCCCAGCCCUUGAAUGGUUGGAUAUUGGAGGAUACAUCAAAAGUAUGAAACAAACUUUCAAGCAAGUUGACAAUGUUCUUGAGGAUUGGGUUCAAGAAAGAAUUCAGACAAGAAGGCAAAAAAAUGAUCAAAGUGUCUCAGAUUUCAUGGAUGUGAUGUUGUCGACAAUGGAGGAGAAUGAGAUGAUAGCUGGUUACACAAGGGAAACUGUCAUCAAGGCCACAAUUCUAAUGCUCAUCUUGACGGGAUCCGAGAGCACGAGCGAGACAAUAAUAUGGGCAAUCUCGUUGCUGCUAAACAAUCCCCAUACCAUGAAAAUGGCCCAAGACGAAAUCGAUAAUAAUAUAGGCAGAGACAGAUUCGUGCAAGAAUCCGAUAUCAACAACCUCAUCUACCUGCAAGCAAUCUUCAAAGAAACCCUAAGGUUGUACCCGCCGGGGCCACUGUCGGGGCCCCGCGAGGCCCUUGAGGAAUGCCACAUAGGCGAAUACUAUGUCCCAAAAGGCACACGUUUGGUCCUGAACCUAUGGAAGUUGCACCGCGACCCUAAUAUUUGGUCCGAACCAAAUGAGUUUAGGCCCGAGAGAUUCCUGAACGAGAAAAGUCCAAUAAAUUUUAAUGGACAAUAUUUCGAGUUCAUCCCGUUUAGCUCAGGACGAAGAAUGUGCCCCGGAUUGACGUUCGGUCUGCAAGUUAUACAUCUAACCCUAGCCCGUUUGCUCCAAAGCUUCAACUUGUCGAUGCCAAAUGGGGAGGCAGUUGACAUGGGAGAAGGGUUGGGAAUUGCUCUCCCAAAAUUGAAGCCUCUUGACGUAGUUCUCACUCCUAGGCUUCCUCAUAAACUAUACCAAAGCAUCUAAUUAAAUAUAUUUAUUUCAUCAUUAAUGAAGCCUAGCUCAAGUGGUAAAGUUGUGAGAGAUUUUGGGUUCAAUUUCACUUGCAUCCGUAAUGCGUUUCACUUUUGUGUAGUGUAAUGAUCCCGUCUGCAUGUGGCGUACUAUAUUUUUCAUAUUUGUGUUGUGUAGAGGUCCCUCUUACGUGUAGUAUAUUUUCGACCUUUGUAUGAUGUAGAUGUCCCUCCUAUGUGUCGUGGAGUGGCUUAUUUGAUAAUUUAAUAUAUAUAUCUCAUAAAUAAAAAUGACGCAUCAUGAAGU
Molecule: messenger RNA, 1884 nt
Organism: Salvia miltiorrhiza (redroot sage)
Lineage: Eukaryota; Viridiplantae; Streptophyta; Magnoliopsida; Lamiales; Lamiaceae
Product: dimethylnonatriene synthase-like
Exons: 3
Coding region: 25-1590 (521 amino acids)
Biological process (GO): defense response to other organism
Molecular function (GO): monooxygenase activity; heme binding; oxidoreductase activity, acting on paired donors, with incorporation or reduction of molecular oxygen
Source: RefSeq, a predicted model, not a curated record